Molecule: messenger RNA, 3927 nt
Organism: Pyricularia pennisetigena
Lineage: Eukaryota; Fungi; Ascomycota; Sordariomycetes; Magnaporthales; Pyriculariaceae
Exons: 5
Coding region: 1-3927 (1308 amino acids)
Biological process (GO): tRNA wobble base 5-methoxycarbonylmethyl-2-thiouridinylation
Cellular component (GO): elongator holoenzyme complex; cytosol
Molecular function (GO): tRNA binding
Source: RefSeq, a predicted model, not a curated record
AUGCGCAACCUGCGAAAUAUCCGAUACGAUGUAUGCCAAACAGACUUGGACGUUACGGCGACGUGCUGGGAUGCCGGAAGCGACGACAUUCUUGUAACUUUCGGUCCCACAGAAGCAGACUCCAACAUCACGUUGGCAAGGAUUAGCGAUGAGCCUGGGUCAAGUCGCCUAAAAUGCGUCACGGUUGCCUCUUGGGAAGCACCAAGCCCGCACCCAGAUAUUCCAUUCGACCACGUCGUCAGUCUGCACCACUUCAGCGACAAUGCCAUGACAUGCCUGGUCCUUUCUGGGGGAGAUGUCGUCACAGUACAGGAGGACCAAUAUGCCACCACACCCGGAGCCGCCCACAUUGAGAUUGCUGGCUCCAUCGACGCCGGCAUCGCUGCGGCGCGUUGGUCCUACGACGAUGAACUGCUCGUCCUCGCAACCAAAGCAGACACUGUGAUAUUCAUGAGCCGCAGCUUUGACGCCAUCGCCGAGGUGACCAUGACGGCGGAAGACCUCCAGGCCUCUAAACACGUCUCAGUCGGCUGGGGCAAGAAGGAAACACAGUUCCAGGGCAAGGGAGCAAAGGCGCUACGGGAUCCUACCAUACCUGAGAAGGUGGACCAGGGCUUGCCGAGCCCCCUGGAAGAUUCCAGCACUACCAUCAGCUGGCGAGAGGACGGUGCGUAUGUUGCAAUCAACAGCGUCCAGGCGGGCUCGCGCAGGGUCAUCCGGGUCUAUACAAGAGAAGGGGUAUUGGAUAGCGCGAGUGAGCCGGUUGACUGUCUGGAGGGAAGCCUGAGCUGGAGGCCGUCAGGCAACUUGGUCGCCGGAAUACAGCGACUCUCCGAUCGGGUAGACGUUGUCUUCUUUGAGAGGAACGGCUUGAGACACGGCCAAUUCACCCUGCGCUUUCCCCCUGAGCUGCCGAGCACCAACAUACCCAUAAAUCUCGAAUGGAACCCAGACUCGACUGUCCUUGCCGUGAGCUUUGGUGACACUGUUCAGCUGUGGACUAUGGGCAACUAUCACUGGUAUCUGAAGCAAGAAGUAAGAUGUGCCUCAACGUGCUUCAGGCCGUCUUGGCAUCCAGAAAAGCCCAUGCGACUCUCUUUUGGUGCUAAGAAAUCUGUGGCCGACACCGAAUGGGUAUUCUAUACGUCAAGGGGCUCUCUGCUCCCUCCCCAUGAUUAUGGUGCGGUUGCAGUCGUCGAUGGAAACAAGGUCAAGAUAACACCGUUUUGCACCGCAACAAUACCACCUCCUAUGGCCAUGUUUGAGCUUGAAGCCACGACAAGUGUUGUAGACGUUGCCUUCACGCCUGACAAUUCACAUAUGGCAGUGCUGCACCACACAGGCGUGGAUGUAUAUGAAUGGCAGACCAAGGCUGGGAGAUCAUUAUGCCCGAAGCAAGCGAUUCAAGUCCCAUUAAAUGCAGCUGGCCCGCAAGAUCUUACUUCACCUUUGCAAGUGGCCAUGUCGAGCGCGGAGGAUCUUGCUUUGCUAAGUGUAAAGAGCGGUAAAUCGCUUGCUUCGAUUUAUAAGCUCGCAUCUGAGAAGCCGGAAUUACUUUAUGAGCUUGACGCACAGGGGUUUUCCGGAUUCGUUUCCUCUUCCACAGCCCCGUUAUUACCAUGUAUACAGGAUCGCUCGGGGAAGCUCCUACAACCUUGUGCAGAGGGCCAAACAUUGCUUCCCGUCAAGUUCUCCACCCAACUCCCCUGGGCAGAAAUUCUCCUGCAUGACGACAGCACCCUGGCUGUAGGGAUGUCGAGAGGUGGGCAGCUCUACGCAAACACUCGAUUGCUCGCCAAGAACUGUACAUCUUUUGUUGUUACGGGGGAUCACCUGAUAUUCACGACAACCAACCACUUUUUAAAGCUGGUGCAUCUGACUGGUGUCGAAGCAGAGCUCGAGGUACCGGCAGAUGAUCCAGAGGUUGAUGAAAGAUGUCGAAGCAUCGAGCGAGGCGCAAGGCUCGUAACGGCUAUACCCAGCAACAUGAAUGUAGUUCUCCAGAUGCCGAGGGGCAACCUCGAGACAAUAUUCCCUAGAGCAAUGGUGGUUGCGGGGAUCCGCCAGCUCAUCAACGACAAGAACUACGCGAGAGCCUUUUCAUAUUGCCGGACGCAAAGGGUUGAUAUGAACAUACUCUAUGACCACAGGCCGGAGCAGUUUCUUGCCAACGUGGGUCUCUUCUUGGACCAGCUGGCUGACACCAGCUACAUUGACCUGUUUCUCUCAUCCCUCAGGGAGGAGGAUGUCACUCAAACAAUGUACAAGGACACAAAGAAAUCGAAGCUUGCAUGGGCUCCUUCUUCAGCUCCCUCCCCAUCUCACGAAAACCCACUGGCUGCAUCACUUUCCGACCCAAAGUCAUCCAAGGUCAAUACCGUUUGCGAUGCUGUGCUAAAAGAACUGGAAGCCAGGAACUCAGCAAGUCUCCAAAACAUAAUAACGGCUCACGUCUGCAAAAACCCUCCUGCCCUAGAUGAUGGGUUGACCGUUAUUGCGGGACUUAUGAAGGAGAACGAGGCCCUCGCAGAGAAGGCGGUCGAGCACAUUUGUUUCCUGGUGGAUGUCAACCGGUUAUAUGACAAUGCUCUGGGCCUGUACAAUCUCGAAUUGGCUCUGCUUGUAGCUCAGCAAUCUCAGCGCGAUCCCCGAGAGUACCUGCCUUUCGUGCAGAGUCUUCAUCAACUUUCGCAACUGCGACGCUGCUUCACCAUCGACGAUCACCUUGGAAAUCGCGAAAAGGCUCUUGGACAUCUCAAGGCCGAUAACGACUUUGAGGCCGUUAAGGAUUAUGCGGUCAGGCAUAGCCUCUACCAAACCGCCCUGGGUCUGUAUCGGUACGAAGCUGAGCAGUCGCGCACAUUGAUGGCACUGUACGCCGAAUACCUCGAGUCAAACUCCAAGAACCGAGAGGCCGGAUUGGCUUAUGAGGCCCUAGGCAAAUUCGCCGAAGCGACGGGUUGCUAUCGUGCAGCUGGCCCGUCAUCCUGGCGCGAAUGUCUGGCAGCAGCACAAAAGCAGCAGCCGCCGCCAGCGCAGGGUAGCUUGGCUGAGCUUGCCGAGUCCUUGGCCGACGCUUUGAACGAAGCCAAGGACUAUGUGGGAGCAGCGACCAUCCACAGAGACUUCCUGAACGACCCGGCCACAGCCAUCCAGCUCCUGUGCAAGGGUUCCCUCUUCGCAGACGCAAUGCUGCUGGCUGCCACGAACAGCCAGGCCGGCCUCGACGGUGAGGUGGACAGUGGUAUGACGGAAGCCUUCGCCUCCUCGACCGAGCUCCUGGCGGACUGUAAAGCACAGCUCAAGGCCCAGGUCCCUCGCAUCCUAGAUCUCCGCCGCAAAGCAGCCGAGGAUCCGCUAGGGUUCUACGAAGGUGAACGGCCUGGCGGUGGCGACGGCGAUGUGCCCGAUGACGUCUCGGUCGCAGCCAGCUCGCGGCUCAGCACAAGCGCGAGCCUUUUCACGCGCUACACGGGCAAGGAGGGCAGUAUCGGCACGGCCGGGACCGGGGUCAGUCGGGCGACGCACAAGAACCGCAAGCGCGAGGAGAAGAAGCGCGCCAGGGGACGCAAGGGCACUGUCUAUGAGGAAGAGUACCUCGUAAACAGCACACGGCGGCUCAUCGAGCGGGUCAACUCGGUCGGUGCCGAGAUCGAGGCCCUCGUCGCGGGGCUGUUUAGGCGCGGGAUGCUUGAACAGGCCAGGGCCGUGGAGGCCUUGUUGGCCGAGGUGGUUGAGGGAUGCCGGCUUGCCGUACAGCAGGUGUGGUCCGGCAGUGAGGUGAAGGCUGCUGACGGACAUCAGCAACAGAACGGCCAAGGGGCGACGGGUGGAGAUGCCGUGCUGGAGGCUGCGAUGGAGGCUAGAGUGGCUAAGCAGGAGCCUCCUUUGUUACCUACAUUCCAGCGAUUAUCUUUACUGGGGUAG